GACACCAUUGACAUACAGAUGCCACCUAGUGCGAGUUCGUCUGAUUCGGAGUGUGCAGGAAACACGUCUAGUAGUACGCUCAAGUUAGACUUUUUCACAGACUGGUUCGUUGAAAUGAAAUUCGUAUUGGGUUCAUCUGUUGACACUCUUGAUGAUGACAAAUACUACAUGAAUUCGUUCACACUGCAGUACGUGCUUGACGAUAAUUUCAAGAACCCAGCAAAACCCGGUACAACUAUGAGCGCUACAAGAACAAAUAACGACUUCGGUACAACAAUUGGAAAGUCCUAUGAAUGUGAAAGUAAAACUGAUCUUACGAUCAAUGAUGACGUAGAAAUGGAUAUUAGUGACCUUCGCAUCCAGCCUUUUGCAGAGAGGUCUGACGGGGAAUAUGGAGAGUCUGAGAGUUGUACAAUGGAUACAGUCAAUGACAAUCUUAUCGCUAUCAUAGUUGGAUGCUGUCUUGCAGGCCUUAUUAUCAUCGUGGUCAUUGGUUACUGUGUUGGUAGAUACAGGAAGAAGUCGUAUACCUCCAUCUAAUCUCAUGGACGGAGAGAUUUAUAGAAAAUAUUGUAAUAACUUAAUAAUUGUAAUAGAUCAGAGGUCAGGGUUAUGGGUCCAAUGAUUACCAUGGUAACAAUCACGUCUAGGCCACUAAUGUUACACUCAUGUCAGUGUUCUAAUGUUAUGCUUGUGACGUAACUGAUCAUUUCAUAAUGCAACAUUGCUAUUUCCAUUGCAGUAUUCCAAAUCUUUUAUUUGUUAGGAUUAAGGUUAGUGUCACUUUGUACAGUGGUAACGGUGUUAAUAUUUUGUUUUAUUCGUAUAUAGACCCAUGUACUAUUUAGAUCGCUUUUCGUCUUUAUAGACGUGGUUGUCUUU
Saccoglossus kowalevskii is the source of this 882-nucleotide messenger RNA. RefSeq names its product lysosome-associated membrane glycoprotein 1-like. NCBI's taxonomy places the organism in Eukaryota, Metazoa, Hemichordata, Enteropneusta, Harrimaniidae. Gene Ontology annotation, biological process: establishment of protein localization to organelle. The record is from RefSeq and is a predicted model, not a curated record. Gene Ontology annotation, cellular component: late endosome membrane; lysosomal membrane; plasma membrane.